AAUGGAUAAAAAUAGCAGUCUUAUCAGCGAAGCGCAGAAAAAGCUUGCUUCAAGCGGAAACAAUUAUGCUGACGUAAUAAUCGCGGAUGAAGGUGAUGGGUUAACCACCGUCAGAAUCGUGGCUCCUGGCAAAAGCUCUGGAACCAGUGGCAUACCUCCAUUCAAGACCUGCUCUGGCUAUACCUAUUACAAGAUCAAAUCUGACAUCAUUACUCUGAAGUAUACAACAGAGACCUAUACCAACGGCAACACCUACGACGGGGAAAUUAAGGUCAGCACUGGGAAAAGACACGGGACAGGAACAUAUAAAUGCAAGAGUGGGAGUAAGUAUGUUGGACAAUUCGUUGAUGGGAACAUGGAAGGAAAAGGAACAUGUUAUUAUGCCAGUGGGGAUCAGUAUGAAGGGGAUUUCAUGAAUGGCAAAAGGCAUGGACAGGGAGUAUAUACCUGGAAACACGGAGAGACUUACACAGGGAGGUGGGCUAACCACUCUCGGAAUGGGCAUGGAGUGAACACGUACAAGAAUGGGGACAGAUAUGAGGGAAAUUUUGAAAAUGGUAAGAGGAAUGGAUACGGGAUAAUGUAUUAUAAGAGUGGAGGAAAGUGGGAAGGACAGUGGAAGGAUGACGAGCAGGUGGAGCAAUAUAAUAAGGAGAAGAAAGUUGAAUAUGAAGUUAAGAAGAAGGAAAGCUCUUGUAUCAUCUUUUAAAUCAUAAAGAUUG
This is a messenger RNA of Moneuplotes crassus, 722 nucleotides long. NCBI's taxonomy places the organism in Eukaryota, Ciliophora, Spirotrichea, Euplotida, Euplotidae. The record is from the annotation of a GenBank genome assembly.